GCAAACGUUUCCCGCUCUGUUUCCCGCGGUGGAGCAGGUCCCGGGGUGUGAAGGCCCCCAGCCGUGCGGAUUUCGGGAUCUCCCUAGAGUGAGUGACUGUACCCGAGUGAGUUUACAGGGUCAAGAGCGAGGAAACGCGCGGCUCCGAAAACGAGGGACAGGAGAGUGAAGGUGUCCAUACUUCAAGAGCCCAGGGGUCCAGACUACUAUCAGGAUGGUGGGUGAAGGCCCCUACCUCAUCUCAGAUCUGGACCGGCGAGGCCAGCGGAGAUCCUUUGCAGAGAGAUAUGACCCCAGCCUGAAGACCAUGAUCCCAUUGAGACCCUAUGCAAGCUCUUGGCUCCUGGGGAAGCCUCACCCCCACUGCGGCACACCCUGCUCCGGACCUUCCGCAUCCUCCUGAGAGCACACGACACGCACCCAACUCCUCUGACAGUCAGCACCCAGGUCUCCAUUUCCUCACAGCAAAUGGAGCAGGUGUCCUCUUUCCCAUGGGAUGGUCAGGAGUCUCCAACCUUGGUUGGCGCCCAACCCCAUAGACGAUGCAGGGCUUCUCUCCUUCGCCACGUUUUCCUGGCUCACACCAGCCAUGGUCAGAGGCUACAAGCACACGCUGACUGUGGACACCCUGCCCCCGCUGUCGCCGUAUGACUCAUCUGACACCAACGCCAAAAGAUUUCGAAUCCUUUGGGAGGAAGAGGUAGAAAGGAUGGGUCCUGAGAAAGCCUCUCUGGGCCGCGUGGUCUGGAAAUUCCAGAGGACACGUGUUUUGAUGGAUAUAGUGGCCAACAUCCUGUGCAUUAUUAUGGCAGCUAUAGGGCCGACAGUUCUCAUUCACCAAAUCCUGCAGCACACCGAGAGCAUCUCCAGGAAUGUCUGGGUUGGCACUGGGCUCUGCAUAGCUCUUUUUGCCACCGAGUUUACCAAAGUCCUCUUUUGGGCCCUUGCCUGGGCUAUAAAUUACCGCACGGCGAUCCGGCUGAAGGUGGCCAUCUCCACUCUGGUUUUUGAAAAGCUGGUGUCCUUCAAGACGCUGACACACAUCUCUGUCGGUGAGGUGCUCAAUAUACUAUCAAAUGAUAGUUAUUCAUUGUUUGAAGCUGCCUUGUUUUGUCCCUUGCCAGCUACCAUCCCUAUCCUAAUGGUUGGUUGUGCGGUGUAUGCCUUUUUCAUUCUGGGGCCCACAGCUCUCAUUGGAAUAUCUGUGUACAUCAUAUUCAUUCCCAUCCAGAUGUUUCUGGCUAAACUCAAUUCAGCCUUCCGAAGAUCAGCAAUUUCAGUGACAGACAAGCGAGUUCAGACAAUGAAUGAGUUUCUGACCUGCAUCAAGCUGAUUAAAAUGUACGCCUGGGAGAAAUCUUUUACCAACACCAUUCGAGAUCUAAGGAAGAGGGAAAGAAAAUUACUGGAGAAAGCUGGAUUUGUCCAAAGUGGCAACUCAGCGCUAGCCCCCAUUGCGUCCACCAUAGCCAUUGUUCUGACCUUCACCUGCCACGUCCUCCUGAGACGCAAGCUCACUGCCCCAGUGAAAAUUCUCAUAGAUAAAAGCCCCCCAUCUUACAUCACCCAACCAGAAGACCCAGAUACUGUCUUGCUUUUAGCAAAUGCCACCUUGACAUGGGAGCAAGAAACCAGCAGGAAAAGCGACCUAAAGAAAGUACAGAGCCAGAAAAAGCAUUUUCUCAAGAAACAGAGGCCAGAGGCAUACAGUUUGAGUCCACCAACCCAGGGAGUCACUGGCCCAGAGGAGCAAAGUGGCAGCCCGAAAUUGGUUCUGCACAAUAUAAGCUUUGCGGUGAGAAAGGGGAAAGUCUUGGGAAUAUGCGGGAAUGUUGGAAGUGGAAAGAGCUCCCUCAUUGCAGCUCUCCUAGGACAGAUGCAGUUACGACAAGGGACCGUAGCAGUCAAUGGGACUCUGGCCUAUGUUUCCCAGCAAGCAUGGAUCUUUCACGGAAAUGUGAGAGAAAACAUACUAUUUGGAGAAAAGUAUGAUCACCAAAGGUAUCAGCACACGGUUCGUGUCUGUGCCCUCCAGGAGGACCUGAGCAGCCUCCCUUAUGGAGACCUGACUGAGAUCGGGGAGCGGGGCCUCAACCUCUCAGGGGGGCAGAAGCAGAGGAUCAGCCUGGCCCGUGCCAUCUACUCCAACCACGAGAUCUAUCUGCUGGACGACCCCCUGUCAGCUGUGGAUGCCCACGUGGGAAAGCAUGUCUUUGAGGAGUGCAUUAAGAAGACACUCAGGGGGAAGACCAUCGUCCUGGUGACCCACCAGCUGCAGCUCUUAGAGUCUUGUGAUGAAGUCAUUUUGUUAGAAGAUGGAGAGAUUUGUGAGAAGGGAACCCACAAGGAGUUAAUGGAGGAGAGAGGGCACUAUGCAAAGCUGAUCCACAACCUCAGAGGGUUGCAAUUCAAGGAUCCUGAGCAUAUUUGCAAUGCAGCCAUGGUGGAAGCCCUCAAGGAGAGCCCUGCUGAGAGAGACGAAGACGCUGGUACAAUCAGAGUUCAAAUCACGCCUCUUAUUGCCCACGGCUCACGAGUGGACACAGAUCUCUCUUUAUUUCUCACCCUAGUUUUGGCUCCAAAAGAUGAGAAAGAUGAAGGAAAUGAACCUGAAACAGACUCAGAAUUUGUAGACGUAAAAGUUCCUCCGCACCAGCUUGUCCAGACGGAAGGCUCCCAGAAGGGAGCUGCGACCUGGAAAACAUGCCACACGUACAUUCAGGCUUCCGGAGGGUACCUCCUCUCUCUCUUCACAGUGUCCCUCUUCCUCCUGAUGAUUGGCAGCUCAGCCUUCGGCAACUGGUGGCUGGGUCUCUGGUUAGACAAGGGUUCACAGGUGACCUGUGGGACCCGGGCCAAUAAGAGCACGUGUGAGAUCGGUGCGGUGCUAGCAGACACCGGGCAGCAUGUGUACCAGUGGGUGUACGCAGGGAGCAUGGUGUCUGUGCUGCUGUUUGGCAUCAUCAAAGGCUUCAUCUUCACCAAGACCACACUGACGGCAUCCUCCUGGCUACACGACCAAGUGUUUGACAAGAUCUUAAAGAGCCCAAUGAGCUUCUUUGACACGACUCCCACUGGCAGACUAAUGAACCGUUUUUCCAAAGACAUGGACGAGCUGGAUGUGCGGCUGCCAUUUCACGCAGAGAACUUUCUCCAGCAGUUUUUUAUGGUGGUGUUUAUUCUCACGAUAUUGGCUGCUGUGUUUCCUGCUGUCCUUUUAGUCUUGGCCGGCCUUGCUGUAGGCUUCUUCAUCCUUUUAUGCAUUUUCCAUCGAGGCCUCCAGGAGCUCAAAAAGGUGGAGAACGUCAGCCGGUCCCCCUGGUUCUCACACAUCACCUCGUCCAUGCAGGGCCUGGGCAUCAUCCACGCCUACGACAGGAAGGAGGAGUGCAUCAACAAGUUUAUGGUGCUAAAUGAUGAAAACUCCAGCCACCUCCUGUACUUUAACUGUGCUCUCAGGUGGUUUGCUCUAAGAAUGGAUGUCCUCAUGAACAUCGUCACUUUCAUUGUGGCUUUGUUGGUGACCCUGAGUUUCUCCUCAAUCAGUGCUUCAUCCAAGGGCUUGUCAUUGUCUUACAUCAUCCAGCUAAGUGGACUGCUCCAAGUGUGUGUGCGAACAGGAACAGAGACCCAGGCCAAAUUCACGUCCGUGGAGCUGCUCAGGGAGUAUAUCUCGACCUGUGUUCCUGAAUGCGCUCACCCCCUCAAAGUGGAGACCUGUCCCCCUGACUGGCCGAGCCGUGGGGAGAUAAGCUUCAGAGACUAUCAGAUGAGAUAUAGAGAAAACACUCCCCUUGUUCUCCACGGGCUGAACUUGAACAUCCAAAGUGGGCAGAGAGUUGGGAUUGUCGGAAGAACAGGUUCCGGAAAGUCGUCGUUAGGAAUGGCCUUGUUCCGUCUGGUGGAACCGGCCGGCGGCACAAUCUUCAUUGAUGAGGUGGAUAUCUGUACUAUUGGUUUGGAAGACCUCAGAACCAAGCUGACUGUCAUCCCCCAGGAUCCUAUCCUGUUUGUAGGUACAGUAAGGUACAACUUGGAUCCCUUUGAGAGUCACACCGAUGAGAUGCUCUGGCAGGUUCUGGAGAGAACAUUCAUGAGAGACACAAUAUUGAAACUCCCAGAAAAAUUACAGGCGGAAGUCACAGAAAACGGAGAAAACUUCUCAGUAGGGGAACGCCAGCUGCUUUGUAUGGCCCGAGCGCUUCUCCGUAAUUCAAAAAUCAUUCUCCUUGAUGAAGCCACUGCUUCCAUGGACUCCAAGACUGACACCCUUGUUCAGAACACCAUCAAAGAUGCCUUCAAAGGCUGCACAGUGUUGACCAUUGCCCACCGCCUCAACACAGUCCUCAACUGUGAUCUCGUCCUUGUCAUGGAAAAUGGGAAGGUUGUCGAGUUUGACAAGCCUGAAGUUCUUGCUGAGAAGCCAGAUUCUGCGUUUGCGAUGUUACUAGCAGCAGAAAACAAAGUUCGAUUAUAAAGGUCCCUGGGGGGCCACAUCAGCUGAUUUUAGAGGAGAAGGAGGAUGCAUGAGAUGAGUGGAUGAGCCUGAAAGAGGAGGGGCUGUCCUCUCUCCCACCCGUGACGCACAGUUUGAGCUGGGUCGAAGGUUCCUUUCCCACCUCACCCAGCCCAUGUCUCCUGACCUCACUUGGCGAGCUUGGGUUGGUUCUGGGUGGAGAACAGAGCAGAAAAAACUAGUGGGUUAAAAACUGUCCCUCACCUCCUAAAACCCCAAGGGUCCCUCAUGUGUCCCCACCGAUACCAUCUCAGUACCUGGGAAUGGAAACAUUGUAACCUUCAGUUAAAACUGGUCAAAGUAAACAGAAUGGGAAAAUGCCUAAGGAUGGAGUUGGUGAAGAUUCCCUGCCCUGUUAUCAGAAGGAAAAACAGCAGAGUCUUCUUCCUGUUGAACUCCUACUCACAUCUAUUUUGAGUGUGUGACAAGCAAUAACCACACAGAUCUGUAGCAUGAAAGAUUGAUUACAAUGUUUGGCAAAAAAAAAUUUUUAAAUCAUAUUGCAUGUUCCAUUUGAUCUAUUACAAUAACCAGGAAAACAAAGUGUAGUUUCUCUAUAAAUGACAUUUUUAUAUCCUCUAUAAAUGGUCAUUAAAAUGCAGUAGGAAAUUAAACUACCCUGAAAUGUUGCCUUACAAUUAUUUUACUGAAG
Equus quagga is the source of this 5168-nucleotide messenger RNA. It is a transcript of the gene ABCC12, whose product is annotated as ATP binding cassette subfamily C member 12. The record is from RefSeq and is a predicted model, not a curated record. Gene Ontology annotation, biological process: transmembrane transport. The transcript has 29 exons. Gene Ontology annotation, molecular function: ATP binding; ATP hydrolysis activity; ABC-type transporter activity. Lineage: Eukaryota; Metazoa; Chordata; Mammalia; Perissodactyla; Equidae. Bases 497 to 4477 code for a protein of 1326 amino acids. Gene Ontology annotation, cellular component: membrane.